AUACGCAUCAUGUCACCUGUCAUAAUGGAGUGGAGCAGGUGUACAUCUGGACCCACCUACAAAGUAAUUAAAUGAAGACCGUUUGAUACAAAACAGGAAUUUUAUUCUUGUUUCCUCACUGGCUUCCAGUCAAACUUACACAGAAACAAGUUGCUACCCACGGGAGACGUCAUAAAAGGGUGUGAUUUAAGAGAUUUAUAUCUUUCAGUGACUUAUAAGAAGCAUCCACAGUACUGCUUAGUUUGCUGAGAAGGGUCACACUGAUGGAGUACACAGUCAGGAUCGAACCCGACGCCUCUGCUGAUGGCAUUUACAUUCAGCUGAAAAAUGGAGAAAAGCUGUCUGGAGAGGUCAGGGUUACAGGACAAAUGACAGUAGUUUUGUCAAACUUUGACAAAAAACCACAAGAAAUCAUCAUCCAACGGAAAACAUCUUUUUUUAAAAGGACAUUCACGACAUUUUACUGCAAAUACAUUGAGGUGCAGAGCUUGGAAUCUGUCUUCUACUUUCCAGUCUUCAAAAACAUUUCCACCACAAAGGGGACCAUAGCAGAAGGCUCAGGAAAGCUGCCUUGGGAAGAUGAUGAGGAGAAGAGAAUAGAAGGACUGGAAGAGAAGAAAAAACUCCAAGCCGCAGUUGAGAUGACAGAUGAGCAAAAGAAGACCGCAUCCAGGGCUGCAAGUUUAAUGAAUCCAACCAUAACUCACCAGUACACCCCGAAAGAGAAAUUAAGGAACCUGAUCCUUGGUGUGAUCCAUUAUCUUCUGAUAUUUGGACAGAAAAUUUCCAAAGAUGUUGAAAAGAUCCACAAAAGUGGUCUUCCAAGCUUUGUGAAAGAUGGUGACUUCCUCAAGCUGCCAGCAUACCUGUGGUUCGGCCCCUAUAAACUUCUGACAUUAAUCAAAAAUUCCGUGGUUGUGGCUAUUCAGACUGUGCUAAGGAGACGUAGUAAUUUUGGACGCGGAUGGAGAAAGAUUGAUGACAUCAAAAGAGUGCUUUUAUUUCCAAGUAAAAAAGCAGAGUACAUCUCUGAAAACUGGAAGGAUGAUGCCUUUUUUGGGAGUCAGUUCCUUAACGGAUGUAACCCAGGAAUGAUAGAGAAGUGCACAAAAAUCCCAGAGAAAAUUCCGGGGAUAUCAGACGUGUGCCCUAACAUCAGCGAGCUUAUCCAGAAUGGGAACAUUUAUAUGGUUGAUUAUGAACUGCUUGAUAACGUUAAAGAGGGCAUCGUUCAUGGCCAUCGACAGUAUCUGGCUGCACCAAUCGUGCUUCUUCAGGAGACGGCGCAGGGACUGAUGCCCAUCGCCAUCCAGUUGAAACAAAAGCCUGGUGANCGGGAUGAUGCCAGGCAAAUCUGGGAUGCAAUAUCUGAGUAA
Molecule: messenger RNA, 1376 nt
Organism: Paramormyrops kingsleyae
Lineage: Eukaryota; Metazoa; Chordata; Actinopteri; Osteoglossiformes; Mormyridae
Source: RefSeq, a predicted model, not a curated record